GUCGCGGUUCCUGGCCAGCCAGGAUGGCAGCGUCCCGCCAGUUUCCGCUACUGGUCGAGGGGUCCUGGGGUCCCGACCCCCCGAAGACCUUGAUCAACAAGUUGCAAAUGUACUUCCAGAGCCAGAAGAAGUCGGGCGGAGGGGAGUGCGAGGUCGUCCGGGAUCCAGGGAGACCGGGUUGCUUCCUGGUGCUCUUCUCCCCAGAGGAUGUUCGCCAGAAUGUUCUGAAGAAAGAAAAUCAUGAGUUAGUGUGGCAAGGAAAAGGGACAUUCAAGUUAACUGUCCAGUUGCCCGAAGACCCAGAUGAAGCCUCGGUCUCUAAGGAGGCAGUUCCAGAAAAGGAAUCCAAGACAAAAAAAGAUGCUGAGAAGACAGGUUCUUCCAGCGACAGAUCAGAAAACAUGGAAGAUGUCUCCACAGAAUGUGAAAAUAUUUCCUCCAUGGUGGCAUUUGAAAACCUUCCUGAGAAAGUGACUGACAUAGUGCUGACCUUCCUAGUGGAGAAUAUAAGUGGCUUCCCCAGUGAUUACUUUAAGGUGGAAAUUAUCCAAGAUUUUGGUGUGGCUGUGGUUACCUUUCAGAAGCCUAUAGAUACCAAAAAAUUUAUUACUGAUUGUAUCAGUCAUCAUUCAAACCGACAACUUCAACUUGUCCCAAGACUUCUGGAAACAACGAAUGUAGUUAGGGUGGAAAACCUGCCCCCUGGGGUAGACGACUUCCAGCUGCAGCUCUACUUUGAAAACCCUUUCAAUGGUGGCGGAAGAGUUGCCCAUGUUGAAUGUUUCCCGGAAGAGAGUUCAGCACUGGUUGAGUUUGUGGACAGCAAAGUGUUAGACACCAUUAUGGCCAGGAAACACAGUUACAACAGGAUGCCACUGUCUGUCUUCCCCUAUUAUCCCUCUCUGGGCACAGCCUUAUAUGGCGAGGAGAAGCCACUGGUCAAGCUUCCAGCACCUUUCCGAGAGUCACUGGGUCUUCCUUUGUGGAAGUUCUUUCAAAAGAAUAAUCAUCUGAUCAAGGAGAUAAAUGACAAAAUGAGACGCUGUCACUGUGAGCUAGUGUGGUCUGAAAUCAAUGGUACAGUGACCAUCAGACCUGCUGCCACCUUAGUCAAUCAUAGACCAAGCAUCAAGACCUGGCAGAAAGACGCAGCCAACGUGCUGUCUGCCAUCAGGUCUGAAUAUGAAGUGAAGUUGUUUGAAGUGUAUCCGCCAGUGUGGGACAUCAUACAGCAUGAGUUAGUAGAUGACAGGGUUUUGAUUGAGUUUGAUAAGGACAGUCUCACCUUAGCAGGAAAAUCAGAAGAUGUCCAACACAUCGGUCAGAAAAUCAAGGAAUUAAUAGAUAGCACAACGGAAAAAGUCAGAAAGGAGGAGCAGAGUCUGAAGGAGAAAGUGGCCAUUUCUCCUGGGAAACAUUUUCUUUUGGAAUACAGUGGCUUUCUGAAGGAUCUAAGCAAAGAGUACCCAGACAUGGAGAUUCAUUAUGAUGCUGCCACUCAGAACCUGUGCUUUAAGGGAUUUCAUGUAGAUGUGUAUAAAGUAAAGUGUGACAUCCAGGAAAAGGUGUAUUCAAUGCCUCAGAAAGACGUCCAGGUUCCUUCUGAAAUCUUCAUGUUCCUGCAGCAAGUAGAUAGUCAGGAACUCUCCAAGACUCUUUUUGAAGCACCCGAGGUUCUUGCCACAUAUGAGCUGAACGAUACAGCUCUUCUCUUGACAGCCUAUUCUCACAGAGCUCUGGCAGAAGCAGAGAAGCAAAUUCUCAAUGCCUUAAGUUAUAAGCUCAUUGAAGUUGAGGACAAGGAAGUUCUUAGAGGCAAUGUGUGGAAAAAGAAAAUUCACCCUCUGCAGAAGAGACACAACUCCACUACAACCAUUAGAAUAAAGAACGAACUAACUUCAGGAACCCCGGCUGAGGUCAUCGUUGCUGGUUGUGUAAACGAAGUGAGUGAAAUCUAUAGCCAGCUUUUUGAGUUCUUGGAAAACAACAUGAAAAUUGAAAGGCUGGUUGAAAUAGAACCACCCUUGAUUAUUGAGUAUGUAAAGAUGGACAAGAAGCUAUUCUGGCCCAAGAUAAGGAAGGCAAAUGUGCAGGCAACUUUUAAGCUGGAAGAUGAACCAAAAGGCAUUUUACUAACUGGCUCUAAGAGCAAAGUUCUGGAGUGCAUGAACUUGGUCAAGCAAAUCCGGGAUUCAGCCUGCAUUCAAAGAUUCCAGAUCGAUAAGCCUGGUGCCAGGCAUUUCUUUCAGGAUAAAGCAUCGUAUUACAAAAGUGAGAUCAGGCGCAUGUAUGGAUGUGUCAUUGAACUCCAGGAGGGUGGAGAGAAGGAGAAAGGCAGCCUCCAGGCACAGAAAUGUCACUUACAGAAGGCCAUAGCCCCUGGAGUCAUGCUAAUUGUACAGCAGGGAGAUCUGACUCAGUUUCCUGCCGAUGUAGUAGUGAAUGCAGCAAAUGAGAAUCUGAAACACACUGGCGGUGUCGCACAAGCUCUUGCAAAUGCAGCUGGCCCUGAACUUCAAGCAGAAUGUGACCAGAUAGUAAAAAAUGGUGGCAUGAUCUUAACUGGCAAUGCUGUUAUCUCAAAAGCAGGCAAGCUCCCUUGUCAUCAUGUCAUCCACGCAGUAGGACCUCGGUGGAGGGGAUUUAAGGCCUGGGAGUGUGUGAGUCUGUUAAAGAAAGUUGUGGAUCGAAGUCUCACUUUAGCUGAGGAAUACAAGUGUCAAUCCAUAGCCAUGCCAGCUAUCAGCUCUGGAAUCUUUGACUUUCCCUUAGACCAGUGUGUGGCAACCAUUGUUUCAGCCAUCAAAGGCAACUUCCAGCGUAAGCCAGACAGACGCACCUUGAAAAAGAUUUAUCUGGUGGACAUAUCUGCAAAGGUUGCUGGGGCCUUUGCUGAAGCUGUAGAAACUGCAUAUAAAGACACCCUCUCCCACGAUGCUUCCCCACCCAGUUUAAAAGCAUUAGAAUCGGUACCACCACAGGCACAGGGCUGUCUGCUGGUGUCACCAGAAGGCCUGAAAAUCCGGAUGGUGGAGGAAGGUGUGCAGCAUGCAAAGACCGAUGUCAUUGUCACCUCCAUUCCCCCGGAUCUUGUACUCAACAAAGGACCACUUUCUCAAGCCUUAUUGGAAAAGGCUGGGCCAGAAUUCCAGGAGGAAUUGAAUGAAGCAGGACAAGGGGUCCCUGUCAAUGCGGGCACAAUCCUACAAACCAGUGGCUAUGGUCUGAACUGCCACCGCGUAUUUCAUGUGGUGGUUCCACAGUGGAAAGUCAACAAUACAGCAUGGUCACUGAAGAUCAUGAAAAACAUUAUCAGAGACUGUCUGAGGACCGCCGAGGAACAGUCUCUGCAAUCAAUUGGAUUUCCAGCAAUAGGAACAGGAAAUCUGGGGUUUCCUAAACCUGAAUUUGCUAAAUUAAUCAUUUCGGAAGUGUUCAAAUUUAGUAGCAGGAACCGGAAAACUUUACAGGAAGUUCAGUUUCUGCUGCACCCAACAGACAAAGGAAACAUUAAGGCAUUUUCAGAUGAAUUUGACAGAAUGAGCAGUGGAAACCCUAGUGACCAAAGUCCCAAGGCUGAAGACUCACAAGGGUUUUAUGGGAGUCUUUCCAGCCCUGCUUUAGGAGUUCACGAAAUGAAUAUUGGCCCGAUUCUCUUCCAAGUGGCCACAGGGGACAUCACCAAAGAAGUGGCAGAUGUGAUUGUCAAUUCAACAUCAAACACAUUUACUCUCAAAUCAGGAGUGUCCAAAGCAAUUUUGGAAGGUGCAGGACAAAAUGUGGAGGCAGAGUGUUCUGUGUUGGCUCAACAGAACAAGGAGUAUAUAGUUACUGAAGGUGGAUUACUGAAAUGCAAGAGUAUUAUUCAUGUGGUUGGUGGGAAUGAUGUCAAGAGAUCAGUUUCCUGUGUGUUGGAAGAAAGUGAACAACGGAACUACACAUCCAUUUGCCUACCAGCCAUUGGCACAGGAAAUGCUCAACAGGACCCAGAUGCAGUUGCUAAAGCCACAAUGGAUGCCAUUGAAGAAUUUAUCCAGAAAAAAUCAAUGCAGUCUGUGAGGAAAGUGAAAGUUGUCAUCUUUCAGCCCCAUAUUCUGAAAAUUUUUUAUGACAACAUGAAAGACAGAGAAGGCUCCCCACCUCCUCCCCAGCCAUCUAUGCUGUCUAAGAUCGCCUCCUUUCUUGGCUUUCCAAAGCAUGCUCCCCCCAAACAGAACACCUUGGUUUUGGAGAAGAAAAUACAGCAGACAGUUUUCCAAGUUUGUGGUGCAGAUGCAGAUAGCGUGGAAGGCACGAUCACCUGGAUACAGAAUCUGAUCACUGAUGAGCAGUUAUCCUACACUAGUCAUGAUGACUGCAUCCGAGACUUUGAUGAGAGGGAGUACAAGAAACUGAAUGAGCUGCUGGAGAAACUGAAUAUUGCCAUUGACCUGGACCAGAAGACACCUUCGAUUAAAGUUGCAGGAAUUAGCAGAGACGUGGUACGAGCCAGAGAUGAGAUUGAAGACCUGAUCAGGAGCAUUCAAUUGGCUAAAGAAAAGGAAAGCCAGGCAGACUAUGUCUUCUCAUUCGUGGAAUGGCAAUACAUUGAUAACAACAUCACAUACCAUUUUGACAAAAUAACUAACAUGCAGUUGGAGGACGCACGAAAGGCAAAGCACAAAAACACUGUUGUCAAAAUUAAUAAUCAGAACUUCACAGUGAACUUGAGCACAAACACAGCCACAGGCCCUCAAGGUCAGAGUCUCGCUGUUCAGCGCCACUUAAAAACUGAAGCUGAAAUUCCUGCAAAUUGGAGUGACAUGAAGCAGAAGAAAUUGCUUGUGGUCAGUCUGCAAACCAAUGAUCCUGAAUACAGCAUGGUGGCAAGCAAGUUCAAGCAGACUUGCGCAAACUUUAUCAUAGAGAAGAUCGAAAGGAUCCAGAAUCCAUCUCUCUGGAGGAGGUACCAGAUACACAAAAAAGUUAUGGAUGACAAGAAUGGCCAUAGAAGAAAUGAGAAACAGCUCUUCCACGGGACAGAGGCUAGCUGUAUUCCACACCUCAACAGCAAUGGAUUUAACCGCAGCUAUGCUGGGAAGAACGCUGUGUGCUAUGGGAAGGGAACCUAUUUUGCUGUCGAUGCUUCCUAUUCUGCCAAUGACGUAUACUCCAAGCCAGAUGUCAAUGGGAAAAAGCAUAUAUAUUAUGUGCGGGUUCUCACUGGGAACUACACAAAUGGAAACUCGUCACUGAUUGUGCCUCCUUCAAGGGAUCCUCAAAAUCCUACUGACUUGUACGACACUGUCGUAGAUGAUGCUCAAAAGCCAAGUAUAUUUGUAGUGUUUUAUGACAAUCAAGCAUAUCCAGAGUAUCUUAUCACGUUCAGGUGGUGACACUUCAGGGCAUCUUCCAAGAGAAAUUCAAGUUCAUGUAUCUGCUGCAAGACAAUUUUUGGCUGUUUUCCUCCUCAAGCUUUCUGUAAGAGCACAAGGUCUUUUUCAUGGACAUGCCAUGGACAUGUUUCCUCAGCUGCUCCUCCAUGAUGGGAAUGAAUCUACUUGAGACCCAAUGAACUUGAGAAUUCAAAUCAGAUAACAGCUGUAGCCGUGCUGUCUCAGAUGUGACAGUAACACCCUUAAGGACUUUCUGGAAGCCACGCAAUCCCAGCUGCCACCAGUGGAAUCAUGUCGGAGCGCAAUGGUGCCGUGGAGACGCACAGUUUCAUGGACCCAGUAAGGCUGGUAUCUGUCAACUGAACAGAUUCCACAGCAGAGAACAUCUUUCUUCACCAACAACCCUGUGCCAUGUGGCUUGGACAGCUCCAGCCAGGGCUGUGUACAGACUGGGUGCUGGGAUGUGGCUCAUGGUCUGUGUGAACUGAGCCCCAAGGAGGGGCAUGGCUCAGAAGCCCUGGCCCCAAUUGCCAGAGGCCCUUUUUAAUGUUAAUCCCACUGUUCUGGCUACCUAGUGAAAUCACUUGUAUGAUGCCUGUCACAUCUCCAGGAGAAGCCCUUCACUAUGAGUGAACUCUGAGGAUAUCUGCUAGCGUCUUUUCCGUGGCAGGCCAGCUUGUGAAGAUUUCAAAGCUUUAUGUGUAAGCCAACUAGUCAGAUUGCCAACUUACUAACUCAGUGUCUACUGGAUGGUAAUUCUUUCUUGUGGUACUGGGGACUGAACCCAGGGCCUCACACAUGCCAGGCAAGCACUCUACUACUGAGCUACACACCCCAGACCUCUUUACUUCUUAUUUUGAGGCAGGCUCUGGUUAGUUGCCCAGGAUGACUCUUAUACCCCUCUAUAACUGUGGCAGGCCUUGAACUCACUCUCUUCCUGCUUUGGCUACUUGUUGGAGGGCUGUGCCACCACACCUGACUUAAGUUCUUUUAAUUUUCUCCCGAAAACUUCAGCCUCAAUGCCAUUUAUUGAGUGCCUAGACUUUGCCAGGGAGAGUGAGAGAUGAGCUUACAUCCAUGAUUUUGUUCCCAUGAAUAGUGCUAUGGGAAGAAGUUUUCUAUAUUUCAAGGCAAAGGGAACACAUUUAGAGUACAAGAAACGUCCUUGCCUGCAGUCACCAAGGCGGGAACUCUCAGAGCCAGCCAGCUGAGUCUUGGUGUUGGUGUUGAGCCCUUCACAAUUCCCCCCAUAGAACCUGGCCUUGAGAUAAGCAAGUGCUGUUUCGGCCAUCAUUCAGUGUCUGUCACACAGGGAAAUCAGUGAGUGGCCAAUACUCAGAGUUCAUCACAUGGUGGUCAUUACACAGCGGCCGUUACUCAGUGGGGAAUAUCUCAGGUGAUCUGUGAGGCAACCCAAGAUUUUUCCAGCUUUUUUCUUUCUGGAUUUUGUGUCCACUCUACUCAUUAGGAGUUCUAUAGACAAGGAGCUGGUGCUGUGUGACAUCCUCGGGUGUUACACUCCUGAGUAGUGGGAGAAUUAAGUCGCUGGUUCCCACGAUGAGGAUUACAAUGGGCUUCAAGCAGAGCAAGGGGUCACCAUUGCUGUCCCAAUGACACAGAGGCCUUGGAACCUACGCUGUUGUUCAUAAGUGGACUAGCACAGACUGGCUUAGGAGGGCCUGGCUUCCCCUGCACUGGCUUCUGGACUCAGUACUGACAACAGUCUAAGGAAAUGCAAUAGAAGUGAGAGGCUGUUUUCAUCUGCUCUAGUUCCCCAGUGGUUUGGUUAACUCAGGGCAAGGCUGAAUAGCAUUUGUCACACUGAAGAAUAAGGACCCAACCAGCAUAUGUUACAGUUACCUUCAGAUUUGAAAAACGUCUCUCAGUAGAAUCAUUUUUCUCCUAAAGAGCAAACAUGGGGCCAUGGGUGUGUGUGUGUGUGUGGAGUUCAAUGACAUACAGUGGCUACUGCUGAUUUAAAAAAAGCCACAACUGAACAGGACAGUGCUGAAUGAUCCUUAAGGUUCAGGUGGAAAUUACUGGAAGGGCACAAUGCACUUUAAGGUAGAAAUCCCGUAUCCAAGGAGCAGCCAGCCUGGAGCCCCAGUCACGUCUUGAUAACUCACUGUAGGGCCACACGGGUCGCGUGUGCCUUGGUCACCUGAGGGGUGUGCUGAAAGCUCAAGCUGAGGUGCCACUUCAUGCACCCCAGAUUGUGCUCUCAGUGGGCAUCUGGAAGAUUCCAACAGCCCUGACACCCAGGGCCACACCAAGACUUUGGUACUUUUGCCUUUGUAGUCCCUUAGUGCAUAAACACAACUAAAACCUAAACUUGGGGGCUACAGAGAAGGGCUCGGUGGUUAAAAGCACUUGCUGCUCUUGCAGGGGACCUCGGCUUGUUUCCCAGCACCCACAUGGCAGUACAUGACCACCUGCAACUAUAAUUCCAGGGAGCCAAUGCCCCCUUCUGGCCUCUCAGGGAACUGCACAGAUGUGGUACACAUAUACAGUCAGGCAAAUACACAUAUUAAAUUUAAAAAAAUCUUUAAAAAAAUCCAGACUAUACAACUAUACUAACUACAUCCACAGAUAUCAUCAAGCCCUGCUGAAGUUAUUUUAGUAAAAAAAUAAACAAAUAAGCAAAAAACAAAACUGGGCGGUGGUGGCCCACCCCUUUAAUCCCAGCAGCACUCGGAAAACAGAGGCAGGUGGAUCUCUGUGAGUUUGAGGCCAGCCUGGUCUACAAAGCUACACAGAGAAACCCUGUAGCCCUGUCUUCAAAAACCCCAACCAACCAACCAACCAACCAAUCAAAAAAUACCCAACUCAAACAACAACAAAAAACCUGAAACAUUUUCACAGAGCCUUGAAAUCAAAGUGAGCCCUAGCCACCAUACCUACUGAAAACUAGGUGGGUGUUAGCCCUGCUGACUCACAUACACCUCGGAGCAGGACACUACAGGAAUGUGUGGGCUCUGUUGGCCUCUGCGCAGCCCAAGUACUUACUGACCAGUUGGUAUUACUCAGGUGAGGUCCUCUAGAGGCAGGAUGGUAUGGGAGCCAGGUCAUGCUAGCUUUCACUGCGCUCACCCUUUAUCUCUCAACAAAAGCAGGGCAUCCCCUCCCGUCACCCGCCUUUACCAACGUCUGUCUGAACUUUUCCCAGGUCUUUGUACAACAUUCCUCCUCACAGAAUUAAAGACUUCCCUGCAGAAGAGUCCCCAAGCUUUGCCCAGCCCAGCCUACAGUGAAUCCAUUCUGUCAGUCCCAUGCCUUCAGAGAACCUAAAAUGCAUCGUGAGAAACAUUUUUCUGAGUUUCACCAAAUAACACCCAUGCUUGAAACCAAAAUGUUUUUGUUCCCUUUAAAGUCAGAAGAAAGCUGUAACCCAGCCCCGAGGUUAUUGGUGCUUAUAACACAGCUGCUGAGAACACGGAGACGCUCCAGACCUGGCUGCACGGGACACCGAACGCUGGGCUUGUAUGGAUUCAGGCAUUAUGCUGGCCUACCUGUCACCUGCCAGAAUGCACUCAGGCAGUACCCUGGUCAGCCCAGGGUUCCAUGGUUGCGUAGUGUGAAUGCAGGUGCAAAGGACCCCUUUAAAAGAAAGACCCCACUCAUUUAUGCUCUUUCCACCGUUCCCCUGGGGCACUCAGGACUCUUCCUGUCUCCCCCUCUUCUGUCCUCCGUCUCUUUACCUCUUUUUUCCCCUUCCCCACCCUUUCCCUUUCAAAUAAACCUUCCAAGUUCUGGCA
Molecule: messenger RNA, 9130 nt
Organism: Phodopus roborovskii (desert hamster)
Lineage: Eukaryota; Metazoa; Chordata; Mammalia; Rodentia; Cricetidae
Product: protein mono-ADP-ribosyltransferase PARP14
Exons: 17
Coding region: 24-5375 (1783 amino acids)
Biological process (GO): negative regulation of gene expression
Cellular component (GO): cytoplasm; nucleus
Molecular function (GO): transcription corepressor activity; NAD+ poly-ADP-ribosyltransferase activity
Source: RefSeq, a predicted model, not a curated record